Akanthomyces muscarius is the source of this 1584-nucleotide messenger RNA. RefSeq lists its product as uncharacterized. The record is from RefSeq and is a predicted model, not a curated record. Lineage: Eukaryota; Fungi; Ascomycota; Sordariomycetes; Hypocreales; Cordycipitaceae. Bases 1 to 1584 code for a protein of 527 amino acids. Gene Ontology annotation, cellular component: outer membrane; SAM complex. The transcript is spliced from 4 exons. Gene Ontology annotation, biological process: protein insertion into mitochondrial outer membrane.
AUGGCGACGGGAAAUAGAUCUUUUUCGGCGUCGGCCGGCGGCUUCGAUAAACUGCACGAAGAUGGCAUGGAUGUCCUGCGAGAUGCAAAGGCCCGGCCGGAAUCCCGUACCGCCGACCAGGAAGCCAGAGAACGCCGAGUCGCGCAUCUGAUGAUCGACCAAACGGCCAUGCCGAUGACCGUCAACGAAGUCAAUAUCCUCGGUGGUAACAACAUUCGACGCCCCUUUCUCAACCCAAUCGUGCAGCCAUUGUUGGCCGAUCAGCCCGGUGCUCCUUCUACGGUGGGAGAAGUGCUAGCAAAGCUACAGGAGGCCAGUGGGAAACUGAGCGCACUACAAAUACUUCGAGAACCACCGGAGGUCUUCCUUCAGCAAUCUGAUCCGACAGAUGCUUCGUCAAACCCGACCGAUGUCAACGUCUCCCUGUCCCUCAAAGAGCUGCCCCGCUUCAAACUACAAACCGGGACCGACGUUGGAAAUGGCGAGGGCUCUGCUUAUGGAUCGCUGCUGUGGCGCAACAUAUUCGGAGGAGCCGAGAUGUUGACGCUCAAUGCACGAUCCGGCACGAGAACGCGAUCUGCCUACAGCGCGAACCUCGGCGCCCCGGUGCUGAGCAACCCAGACAUGCGAGUCUCGCUAGAGGCUCUUGCUUCCGCUUCCGAAAAGCCUUGGGCAUCACACGAGGAAGUGCUCAAGGGUGGCUCGUUUCAAUUCUCAUGGAUCAACAAGCAAAGAGACAGUCAUACAGUAGAGUACGCUGGUCUGUGGCGACAGGUGACUGGUCUGGGUCAAGGCGCUAGUGCUACGGUCCGACAGGACGCUGGUGACUCUCUCAAGAGUGCCCUCAGACAUACGUUCUACAGGGAGCGCCGUGACAAUCCGCAGUUACCCCAGGAUGGCUACAUGGUCCGAUCACGGUUCGAACUUGCAGGUGUUGGGCCACUAGGAGGUGAUGUUGCCUUUUCCAAGAGCGAGCUCGAGCUGGGCGGCGCGAUCCCCAUUCCAAUUCCCGGGUCCUCCCAAAAGUCCGGCAUUUCCGUUGGCGGCGGGCUCCGCAUGGGCAUGCUGUGGCCUUUGCCCUUGGGCUUGGACUUGAAUGGCAAGGCUCAGCCAAGCCGUAUCAACGAUCGCUUCCAGCUUGGAGGUCCUGCCGAUGUAAGGGGAUUCCAGCUCGGUGGUCUGGGACCUCACGACGGCAAGGACUCUGUUGGUGGUGAUGUGUUUGCUGCUGGAAGCGUCAACAUGCUCUUGCCUCUGCCGUACAAGGGACCCGACUCUGGGCUGCGCUUCCAGGUGUUUGCGAAUGGCGGCCGCCUAGUGGCUCUGCAGAAUGCGAGCAAAUCCAAGGGUGAAGAAGCCGGCGUGACCUCGUCCGGUCUCAGUGCUUCGGCCGUCCGAGACGGCAUGCUCAAUGCCGUCGGGGAGUUGCUGAAUGGGGCUCCGAGCGCAGCUGCUGGCGUUGGACUCGUGUAUGCACACCCUGUUGCUCGAUUUGAACUGAACUUUAGCCUGCCUCUGGUGCUACGCAAGGGCGAGGUCGGCACUAAAGGGUUGCAGCUGGGAGUCGGCAUCAACCUAAUGUAG